CCGAAACAUACCUCCGGUCCUUGGAGUGUGGAGGAAGUUUCCAAGCUCCGAGCUCUGGUUGAGCAGGCGCAGUUCCUCUUACCCCCAACUACGCUCGGUUCCGGUUCCGCUCCCACUGCAGGUCCCAACGAUAUUCCCGAAGAUGGGAGCGCGCCUGCAGAGGCCCAGCCAGAGAUGAGCGACAGAGGCUGGGACUGGGUCGUCGCCCAGUGGGGCCCGAGCAGGAGCAGACACCAAGUGCUUAACAAAGCGAAGAACAUGGGUUUGCGGAGCGGGAACAUACCCCGCCCUGCUGCUGGUAGUGCGGCGCCUACUGCUACUGCUCCGGGAGUUUCGACGGCUGCGUCGAGGAAAGCCGAGCGGAGGGCGGAGAGGAGGAAGGCCGAGCGGGCGCGCGUGAGAGCGGAGAAGGAAGCCCAGGCCGCCGAAGCCCAAGCGGCUGAAGCCCAGGCCGCUGCUGAUGCCGUUGCUGCUGCUGCAGCUGCAGUCGCUGCGGAAACAGCUAGCGCGAACCAGACUGGAGGGUCGGCGACGGAUUUGGAUUUCAUCUUGGACGAUCAUGAUGAUGAUGAGCCAGAGGUGCCGGUGCAGGCGCCUAUCCCCAGGCACGUAACGCAGCAUCAGGAGGUGUUACAGCAUGUCCAAGCCCAGGUUCAUGCGCACCAAUCUCGUCAGCUAGUAGUGCAGACACAAGUCCAACAGGUCCAGCAAGUGCAGCAGACCCAGCAACGUCAGCCGCAACAGCAGCAGACGCAGGCUCAACAACAGGUUCAGGGCCAGUAUGCGGUCGCUUACGCAGAUUAUCGUCCCAAUUCUGGGCAGGACUACAGGCAGCAGCAACAGCAACAGGCCCAGGCCCAGGCCCAAGCCCAAGCCCAAUCACAGGCACAGGCGCAAGAAUAUCGACCCGGCUCAGGACAGGAGUACAGGUCAACGUCCCAUACUACCACGACGCGCAGCACGAGCCACCAUUCGGACUACCGGCCCGCGACGCAGCCGACUUCGGAGUAUGCGUAUUCCCAUGCCCAGGCUCAAGUACAGGCGCACACGCCGACGCAGGGGAUGCUUAAUAGUCCCUUGUCUGGUAGCUUGCAUGCCUCACCUCUAUUGGCACACGCGACGCAGCCGCAGACUGUGCCCACCCAGAGGCUCCCGGGCCUCCAGCAGCAGCAGCUUACGAAUGGUCAGGCGCGUACGGAUCUACCCCACUUGAGGGACAUCCGUGAUUUUUCCAGGGACAUUACCCAGCUCCCCACGCCUACCUCGACACAGCAGUCCCAUAGCCAAGGUCACACGCCGGUGCAGGGGUCGCAGCCUGUUGUGCAUCAUCAGGUGCACCAGCCGCAGCCACAGCAAGCUGCCGCUCAUCGCCUCUCUCAGCGUCAACAAACCCAGCGCCAUGCGCAUACACAGGCGCACACCGCCCAGCAGCCGCAGCACACGCAGACGCAGCAGCAUACGCAAUCACAGCAUACGCAGACGCAGCAGCCUCAGCAGGCACAGGCACAGCAGCAGCAGCCUCAGCAGCAGUAUGCAUACCAAUACCCUUCCGUUCCCUCAUCGAUAUCACAGAAUUCAUCCGAUGCAGAUAUUUUGCCGAGGUAUUCGUCGUAUUACCACGGAUAUGCGCAAUACCCGGACUCUUCGGGACGGUAAUUCGUUCUCCUUGUAGUGUACCUUUGUAAUGUUUCUCUCAACGCGAUACUAGUUUACGGGUAAAAAGUCAUGCGCAUGUCUUAACAGCGUGCACAACUC
Messenger RNA from Dacryopinax primogenitus, 1755 nucleotides. RefSeq lists its product as uncharacterized. The record is from RefSeq and is a predicted model, not a curated record. The transcript has a single exon. NCBI's taxonomy places the organism in Eukaryota, Fungi, Basidiomycota, Dacrymycetes, Dacrymycetales, Dacrymycetaceae. The coding region runs from base 1063 to 1656 and encodes 197 amino acids.